AUGCGCCGGGGACAUAUGCCUUGCAGCAUCACCGCCUCCUUGCCUCCCUCGUCUGCCCGGGCCUGGGUGGCCUCUCACUACUGUCCGGUCCGGCGUCUGCUGGUGGCCGGCGCCUGGCGCGGGCCCGUCCGGUGCGGUGCUGGUUCUCUCCCAGGGGGCGGUGCCGGGCCCCCGCGCCUGGCUCCUUGGCAUUACAUCCUCGCAUUCGGAGGCAUCAUCGCAAUCCCGCUGAUCCUGGCAGAGCCCCUCUGCAUAAAGGACAACAACGUCGCAAAAAGCCAACUCAUCUCCACCAUAUUCUUUGUGUCGGGAAUAAGUACGCUGCUGCAAACGGCUGUCGGUACCAGGUUACCAAUCCUCCAGGGUGGGACUUUCAGUUUCAUCACUCCGACCCUGGCCAUUCUCGCUCUGCCCAAAUGGCAGUGCCCAGCCCAAAAAGCACCCAUGAUGCUGUCGGUGCAGCUGCAGAACAGCACCAGCUCGCUGCAUGUGGAAAAUUCUGAUGAGGUCUGGAUGUCACGGAUGCGUGAGAUCCAGGGAGCCAUCCUGGUGUCAUCACUGCUGCAGAUCGUCCUGGGUUUUUCUGGCCUGGUGGGCCUCGUGCUGAAAUACAUCGGCCCGCUGGCUAUCGCUCCCACCAUCAACCUCAUCGGCCUGUCACUGUUCAUCGAGGCUGGGAAGAAGUCUGGAGGUCACUGGGGAAUAUCUGCUCUCACAGUCUGUCUGAUCCUCCUCUUCUCUCAGUACCUCAGCAAAGUCAAUGUACCAAUGAUUGCCUACAAGGAUAAGAAGUGGAAGGUUUUCCAGUAUCCCCUCUUCAAGCUCUUCUCCCUGUAUGUUAUUGACUUUGAGAGCAUUAGCUCUCUGGCUAAUAGUGGAGCCAAAGAGUUCCAUGAGCUGAGUGGACUAGAAAAUCUCCUGUUGCUAAGUUGUAUCUAA
Messenger RNA from Epinephelus lanceolatus (giant grouper), 939 nucleotides. Lineage: Eukaryota; Metazoa; Chordata; Actinopteri; Perciformes; Serranidae. The record is from RefSeq and is a predicted model, not a curated record.